AUGGAAUGCGCCCUCAGCAAAUUUGCAGCUGACACCAAGCUGAGGGGUGUGUUUGACACAGCUGAUGCCAUCCAGAGGGCCCAGGACAAGCUGGAGAAACUGGAAAAGCUUCUGAGGAUAGAGAGGAGGAAACUCUGGGUUAAUGAAGAGAAAGACAGUCAGUCCCAGCUGGAAGAAAUGAAGAAGAGAUAUUCUGAAAAGGUCAAGGAAGUUGAUAGAUUCCAAAGAGAGGUUGCUGAACUUUCCCAGCAGUUGGACAGGGAACGUGAACAGUGCACGCAGCUGGAGGCCAAAAACCAGGCUUUGCAAGAAGAGCUGUCUGCCCUGCGUGGGGAGUGCGAGAACCUGGCCAUGGACAAAUGCCAGCUGCAAGAAGAGCUGGCAAAACUCCACCAUCAUUUGGAGACCAACAUGGUGGAUCGCAGCCAACUCGAACAGUGUAAAAGAGAGGUGGAAGAACAAGCAGACCAGGAAAUAAGACAAAAACUCCAAGAAGUCAAUGAGUUUUUGCAAGCACAGGCAGCCUACCAGGACACAUUAGAAGAAAUCAGAACCAGUCAUGUGGACUCACUGAAAAAACAGUUAGAAGACAGAAUUAGAGAUCUGGAACGUGCACUGGGAAGGACAAAAAACAACCAAGCAGAAAGACCUUUUCAAAAGGAAUCCACCCAGGCAGAAGUGGACAAGUACAAAGAGCUGUAUCUGGUGGAAGCCAAAACCAGAAAAAGCCUCGCCAAGAAACUGGAAAGAGCUACUGAGAGACUUGCAGAGGCCAACACCAAGCUCUUUUUGGAGCGCCACAGAAGCAGAUCUGCAGUCACAAGCAGCGCUGUCAGCGGACUUCUGGCUGCAAGUCCACUUCUGGAUUCACCUGGCCUGGGACAUCUUGGCAUCAGUUUGGGACUGAGCAGAAGUCUGGGUCUCAGAACACCACCCAGACACCUGUGGUAAAGCCCAAGACUUCUGCUCAUCAGGACAUCCUGUAAGGGACCGUUCAGAUGGAUGGAACAAAUUGCUUCCUUUCCUUAAUUUCGACAUCCACGGCCUAGUAGCCAGUUUCCUUAAUGGUGGCCUUCAAGGUUUGGUAGCAAAGACUCCAAGAUCAGCUCUAACCCAUCCCUACAUUGUUCAGCGACAAUGAUCCUAGUGGUGAAGGCAGCGAAAAUGCUACUUAAAAUUGGAGAGGUGGUGCUGCAUUGGUCCCCUUGUUGUACGAAAGGAAUCGCUGGAGCUUUGGGGACAAGAAGUGCCAACGGCCACGACAACUGUACACAGGCAACAGUAUCGGAGGAACCGAGAUGCUGUGACCCCCAUCCAUCCAUCCAGUACAUCCAUGACAUCAUUGUGGGGGGGGACACAGCAGAAGUUUUUGAGUAAGGACAGAAGAUCAUCCAGAUUCUCCUCGAGGCCGGUUUUGCCAUCAAGAAGAGUAAGGUCAAGGGACCUGCCCACGAGAUCCAGUUCCUAGGGCUGAAAUGGCAAAUGGACGCCACCAGAUACCAACAGACGUCAUCAACAAGAUUGUAGCAAUGGCUCCACCCACAAACAAGAAAGAAACCCAAGCUUUUCUGGGAGCCAUUGGCUUCUGGAGGAUGCACAUCCCAGAGUACAGCCAGAUGGUGAGCCCUCUUUACUUUGUGACCUGUAAAAAGAACAAUUUCCAGUGGGGUCCUGAACAACAACAAGCUUUCAGGCAGAUCAAGCAAGAGAUUGCACAUGCCGUGGCUCUUGGACCAGUCAGGACAGGA
Molecule: messenger RNA, 1748 nt
Organism: Pseudopipra pipra
Lineage: Eukaryota; Metazoa; Chordata; Aves; Passeriformes; Pipridae
Product: ankyrin repeat domain-containing protein 26-like
Exons: 6
Coding region: 1-951 (316 amino acids)
Source: RefSeq, a predicted model, not a curated record